Molecule: messenger RNA, 1161 nt
Organism: Saprolegnia parasitica CBS 223.65
Lineage: Eukaryota; Oomycota; Saprolegniomycetes; Saprolegniales; Saprolegniaceae
Exons: 2
Coding region: 1-1161 (386 amino acids)
Biological process (GO): carbohydrate metabolic process
Cellular component (GO): extracellular region
Molecular function (GO): cellulose binding
Source: RefSeq, a predicted model, not a curated record
AUGGACCUCAGCUUCAUCUCGCUUGCCCUCUCGGGGGCAUCCGCGCUCCGUGGCCACUUCAUCAACACGGCGCAUGUGCUUUCGACGACAUCGUCCGAGGCCAAAAACUACGCCCUGCCAUGGCAGCAGUGCGGUGGCAAGCACUACAAGGGCCACACCAAGUGCACGCCAGGUCACCUCUGCAAGCACCUCAACGACUGGUGGUCGCAGUGUGUGCCUGACCCGUCGCUUAAGGGCCCGCCGACGUACUCGCAGUGCGGCGGCAAGGGAUUUGAAGGCGAGACGACGUGCCGUGACGGCGACAUGUGCGUAGUCCUUAGCAAGUACUAUUCGCAGUGCGUGCCCAUGGUCAUGCCACCCCAAUACAAACAAAAGUGCACGAACAUCAACGUGCUUGGCGACGCGACGUACUGCAUUAAGGGCCCCGUUUGCGGUAGUGACGACGACGAUGGCCACAAGUGCCCGAAGAAGGGCGACAUUGCCGUCGGCAACUGCCUCAGCCAGCUCAAGAGCUACGUCGCGUUCGCCAAGUGCGUCGCACCCAAGGAUGCCACGUGCCAAAAGACCGAGUUUGGCGAGUCUGUCUGCUCGUUCAGCAAGAUUCACAUCAAGACGACGAAGACUACGGUCACCGAAGUGCCGACUACAGAAGCGACUGGCGACAAGAACAACACCGCGAUCGUCAUUGACGCGCCUGUGGUCGUCAACAUCACGGUUCGCGGCAACGAAACGAUCCCGGUCAUUGCCGUGACUCCGCUGGCUUUCGGCAACGGUUCGUCUGGCAACGCCACCGACGACGAGGUCUUCGUGACGCUGGCGCCGCCAGCUACCGUGGUUUCGGCCAACACCACGGCCACGAACAAGACGGCAGGAACGAUUGUUGCCGUGAAUGCGACGAGUGCUUCGGGCGACGUGACCAUCGUGCCGACCAACAUUACCGUCGACGACGUCAUUGUCGCACCAGUGGCCAACGCCUCGCACGUGCUCAAUGUGACGGCGGUGCCGACAACGGAAACGAUUAUGUUUCCUGCCAACGCGUCGAACGAAGCAGAUGUGAUUCUUGCGCCUGUGACGCCGGCCGCGACGACGCUUGCAGUCAAUGCGACGGGUGCCAACGCCACAGUGACGGACGACGUCAUUGUCUUUCCCACGGUGAUCUAA